AUGGCUGGGGUUACUGGUGCAUAUGGCUGCCGCGAUCAGGGGCAUGAGCGCCAGCCAAGUCAGAAGAGGCAACGGCUUGAGGCGCUUGUGGAACUGGGCUUUAAGGCCGACCUGGCCAAUUUGCUGGUGUACGGGCUGGAGCUCGACCCAAACGAGGCAUCGGACGCAGCUAUUGCGCAUCAGCUUCUUGAUAAUGGGCUGAAGGACUUUACGACCGUGAAGGCAGUGACCGGCGGCCAUUUCAGCUGGCUGCCCAAGCUUGUUGCUAGUGUACGACUGUGCCCCUUCAUCAUCCUUCAGCCAGAGCGGCUUCGUGUCUUGGACAGUAAAGAGGCUGUUACCGUGUCGGCAGUUGCAGCUGCGAUAUUGGGCACCACUGAUCAUGAUACUGCUGGGGCUGGCGUGGUGGGCAAGGUAACGGGCAUGGUACAGCUCGAGGAUGACCUGGGAAUCGAUGAUUCAGAGCAGCCACAGUAG
This is a messenger RNA of Volvox carteri f. nagariensis, 477 nucleotides long. RefSeq lists its product as uncharacterized. The transcript is spliced from 3 exons. NCBI's taxonomy places the organism in Eukaryota, Viridiplantae, Chlorophyta, Chlorophyceae, Chlamydomonadales, Volvocaceae. The coding region runs from base 1 to 477 and encodes 158 amino acids. The record is from RefSeq and is a predicted model, not a curated record.